AUGUGUGUGUGUGUGUGUGUGUGUGUGUGUCUGUGUGCGCGUGAGAGAGCAUGUACGAAGAGAGCGGUAUUUGAGAAAUCCGAAUUGUGGCCCAGCGUUCUCGUCGACAUGCGUCUCAGCUCCGGCUCGUCCUCCUCCUCAUCUGGGGUCGUCUUCUACCCGCUCCUUCCAUCUUUGCUGGCUACCUUGUCGCAGAGAGAUAAACGCAGAUGUAUGUACCCUCCAAGCGCGACUGGCCUCGCUGCUUCUCUUUUGCCCGCACGGCGCACAGACUCGCUCGAGACAUGUUUAACGGCGAAAAACGCGAGCGCACACACACACAGUUAUUGCUGA
Molecule: messenger RNA, 333 nt
Organism: Leptomonas pyrrhocoris
Lineage: Eukaryota; Euglenozoa; Kinetoplastea; Trypanosomatida; Trypanosomatidae
Exons: 1
Coding region: 1-333 (110 amino acids)
Source: RefSeq, a predicted model, not a curated record